Molecule: messenger RNA, 6073 nt
Organism: Oncorhynchus mykiss (rainbow trout)
Lineage: Eukaryota; Metazoa; Chordata; Actinopteri; Salmoniformes; Salmonidae
Gene: scai
Product: suppressor of cancer cell invasion
Biological process (GO): DNA-templated transcription
Molecular function (GO): transcription corepressor activity
Source: RefSeq, a predicted model, not a curated record
UUCACCCUCCUCCUUCCACAGUCUGAGCACACACAUAUACAACCACCCGCAGUUAGUUUGACUGCCAUCGGCUUGGUGCACCACGGUUCCGUUUCUUUUUCCUAGUGUAAAACCGCUGUAAAUGACAGUGCGGCACUGCAUUGGAGGCUCUGACUUAAAAGGGUUCAUACAUUUACACCUGGAUACGGUUGCUCUCAGGACGACAGGGUGGAGACAUCAGGACUGAGUCAGACGUAUAGGCACCUAUAGGGUCAACCUCUACUGUUUCAAGUGGAUUCGGACUUGACACAAGCCUGUCCUGUUCUGAGAGGGGAGAGAAGCAGGUGACAUGACUGGAGCUGGGGCUGAGGAUGACAUCCCAUUGGGUGAAAGGAAGACGGUCACAGACUUCUGCUACCUGCUGGACAAGUCCAAACAACUCUUCAAUGGUCUAAGAGAUCUUCCUCAGUACGGACACAAGCAGUGGCAGUCCUACUUCGGCCGCACCUUUGACGUCUACACCAAGCUGUGGAAGUUUCAGCAGCAGCACAGGCAGGUCCUGGACAAUCGGUAUGGCCUGAAGAGAUGGCAGAUAGGGGAGGUGGCGUCCAAAAUAGGCCAGCUGUACUACCACUACUAUCUUCGUACCUCAGAAACAAGUUACCUGAAUGAGGCCUUCUCGUUCUACUCGGCCAUCCGUCAGCGGUCCUACUACUAUCAGGUCAACAAAGAGGAUAGGCCUGAGUUGGUAGUGAAGAAGCUCCGGUAUUAUGCCCGCUACAUAGUAGUCUGUUUACUUCUGAACAAGAUGGACCUAGUGAAGGUGCUGGUCAAGGAGCUGUCAGAGGAAAUCGAGGACUAUACACAGCGCUUCAACACAGAAGAUCAGUUAGAAUGGAAUCUUGUCUUACAAGAGGUGGCAGCUUUUGUGGAGGCAGACCCAGUGGUGGUGCUGAACGAUGAAAACACUGUGGUCUUCACAUCCAAUCGGCUACAGGAGGGGGGCGUGCCUCAGUUGGAACAGGGAAUGGUAGUUGGCCAGCUUACCCUGGCAGAUGCACUAAUCAUUGGAAACUGCAACAACCAGGUAAAAUUCAGUGAGCUAACCAUCGAUAUGUUCCGCAUACUCCAAGCUUUGGAGCGGGAACCAGUCAACCUGGCUACUACAACUUCUAAACCUGGAACAUUGGCCCUUACCCCAUGUCUUCCUUCACAGGAACCCAGCGAGAAGCCAGCCAAGAGAGAGAACCCUCACAAGUACCUGCUGUACAAGCCAACGUUCAGCCAGCUCUACACCUUCUUGUCUGCCUCCUUUAAGGAGUUGCCAGCGAACAGUGUGCUGCUCGUCUAUCUUUCAGCUACUGGAGUCUUCCCUACCGGACGCUUGGAUUAUGAGGGACCAUAUGACUUUGGAGGAGUUCUCACCAACACAAACCGUGAUGUGGUGAACGGGGAGACUGUACAGAAAAGGAACCAAGCCCAAAAAGAGAUGCACUGCCUUCACCCUGGGGACUUGUUCCCUUUCACCCGGAAGCCUCUCUUUGUCAUUGUGGACUCUUCCAACAGCACAGCCUAUAAGAAUUUCACCAAUCUCUUUGGUCAGCCGCUGGUGUGCCUGCUAUCUCCCACAGUCUAUCCAAAGAGCAUGCAAGACCAGUCUCAGCGCGGCAGCCUCUUCACACUCUUCCUGUACUGCCCCCUUCUGGCCUUCCUGUCAGUGUGUGGCCUGAGCAGCCUGCGCCAAGGAUUGUGGGAGAAGGCCGAGGAGUUUCUACACAAGGUGUACCGUGACAUCGGCCAGAUGAUUACACGCUCACAAGCUAUAGACCAAGCCUUUCUACAGUUCUACGGUGAUGAGUUCCUCCGAUUGUUACUGAUCCGCUUUGUGUUUUGCUCGGCUACACUGAGACUGCACAAGCUCUUCCGGGAGUCCAGGAGCUUCCCGGAAUCGUACCCUCAGCUACCCAAACAGGACACGGUGGAGAGCAGCCUCCUGCAGAAGCACGUUCUGGAGCUGGCCGCCAUGUUGGAUGUGCGGAGCCUCUUUUGGGACGGAACGCUGGACGUGAACUACUAACCUUCAGCUGCCCAGCUAGUCACCACAACUAUACAAACGCAGACCACCGCUAUACACAUUCGCACAAGGGAGAGUCCUCAUCUUUCAGAGGUAAUUAAGUUACUGGUUGAACACACUGCAAUAGUGUCUGUUUCUUUUUAACCCAAGAUCCCCUUAUUUCCCCUACCUAAUUGACUUUACCCUAUCGGCUAUACUUAUUUCCCCUACCUAAUGUACUUUACCCUAUCGGCUAUACUUAUUUCCCCUACCUAAUGUACUUUACCCUAUCGGCUAUACUUAUUUCCCCUACCUAAUUUACUUUACCCUAUCGGCUAUACUUAUUUUAAGUACAUUCAUACAGCUACUUGUGGAAGUCAACUAUGUACAAUGCAAACAUGAACAAGUUACCUAGCUACUUAUAUCCACAUGAGCUGAGCAUGUACUACCGUGUUGUUACUAUAAAAAAAAGCACUCAAAUGAAGACAUGGUGCAGCUAUUUUAGUCUGAGGGUGGCAGGAGGACACGUGAAGCUAUCGAUGGCUUUAACACUUAAAAAGACAGAAAAUAAAUGAACAUAGUUUUACGACAGCACUGCCUGCAAUGGGUUCUAGAUGGAUGCUUCCAGCUAUCUGAACUGCAAAUGAACUUCAAUGCAAGCUGUAGGGAAGUCUCUUCUUCUGUGCAUGGGUAGAUGUGUUGGCCAAGUUUACUGGAUGUAGGGUUUAGAGUGAGACUAACCUCCAUAUUUGUUUACCCAAAUAGAUCUGCUGGUUUUAACACAUCGAAUUCUAAUGUAAUUGCCUGGAAGUUGCUUUUUUUUGUUUAAUUUCAGUAGUCUGUUCUGUAAAACUGAGGCAUGGAUGGGUAAAGUAACAGAGUGCCUGCCUAUGCAGACCCUCAUGAACAGUUUAGCCCUGUUCAGAAACAACCACUUUCUCCUACCAUCUAGGCACCAGCUCUGACCCGUUUAGGUGCCAGCUCCUAACAUCUAGGUACUAACAUACGGUGGCGGUGUCAGCAGCUCUGAAUGAUCUGCAAACAUAUCCGCUCAUUUAGUGCAGUGACUGAGCAAGCGGGAGGCCGCUAAUCUAUUUUCACUGUCUAUUACUCCUUGUAUCAGAGCAGGUUUUCGGACUGGGAUUACCGCCGGUAUAUGUUUAAGCACCAUGCAGGUACACAGCUGCCCAGCCCCUCACAGGCCAAUCAAAAUAGAUAAAUAGACACAUCUCUCCCAAUCUUCUGCUUUUUCAAAGAAAUCACUUGAGGAACCAGGGUAACACUCCUUCUGGGGUGGAUCUUUUAAAAGAUUUAGCUUUGACCUUGAUUGGCAGCAUAUCAUUGGCUGCAUAUCUUUUGAGACAUUGUAGGGAUGGAAAAGGCCUCUCUAUGCUGUAGCCUAUAUGUUUUGGGGGUUGCAUCCCAUGGCAAUUAUAGUCUUACGUAUUCUCUACUUAACCGACUUUCUCCUGACCAGUUCUUUCAGACUAGUGGGGAUUACGGAAAUUAGGUAAAGGGGGUAGAUUCUGAGAUUCACCCCUCCUGAUUCAACAACUAUUGGUUUCUGGAAAUGUAGGACUUUGAGAGGCCCUGUGUCAUUCAUUAUAACUAAGCCCCCAUAAUGGCAUUCCUCUGUCUUAGGCAUGGUGGUUUACUGGAGAGAGCUCAUGCUGCUGUUUCUCUUUCUUUGCAUGUCUUAUCAGUAUUCUUGUCCAUAGAGUUUACUCUGUCGAGUUCAUAUUAGUCUGUUUGCAGGUCAGUUCCAGCGUUAGCCGUCUAGUGAGUGCCCUGCAUGGCAGCAAGCGUCAUCUAAUUACCUUAUAUUGAUGGGGGCUUGAAGCAAUGGAAUCGGGUAGAGCUGAAACUGACUCCUGGCAACCAGUUUUAAGUACAUGUGUGUGGUGAUGAACAAAAAUAGCCAAAUCAUUUUGUUUUUUGUAUUUACUGAAAGAGAAAAAAUGAAUUUCAAAAAUAAGAAAUCACAAUUUUAAAUGUAUAUUUAUGUUUAAUUGAAAAUAACAGUAUGUGAUACAGAGAGAUGUUUGGUCUUUAGUACGUAUGUUGAAUUGUUAAUUGUAGAAGCUGUGAAAAAUAUAUGCAGUUGGCACAGCAAUUUUAAUGAAUGGAACUGCACAUUGUUCCCCCCCAACCCCCCCAUCAGUUGUUUUGGUCAAAUUCAGCCAGCAUACAUUCCAAGGACAUGGAGAGAGUCGGGGAAACUGACACGGUUCUCCCCAUUGAAACAAACAAAAGUGGACCAUUUCAACAUGGGAAAUACUACUCCCCAUGGCAAUUUAUAAUCAUAUUUUGUUUAUUUGUUGACAAUGAUAAUAUGAUUAAUAACGAUGAUAAAAACAAUAGUAGCCUUGCACUUUACUGUAUUGAAUUAUGACCUAAUCUUAUUUGUUGUGCUGUCAGUAUAAAGGCAUGCCAGAGAACGUCCAAUCCAUUAUUCCCUAUGCCACCCCACGAUCAUUGUAAUACACAUUUAGAUAUUUGAUGUUUUUGUCAAUGACAAUGGACAAGAACACUGUCCAUAUUUUUUGUAAAAACCUUAAUUGUUGUGAUAUAUGAUGUUAUCUGUGUUAUUUCAUUAGAGCAUGCAUGUCUGUCCAUGUUUGGGAUGGCAGCACAGGGCAUGAUCAUCCAGAUCACACAAGACUAGCAUCCUAGCUCACUGGGAAGCACAAGCUAGUGCAACGAGCUACACUACCGUAGCUCAUCUUCUCUUCACUUAGGGGACCCACUUUCAUAGAAAUGUAUAUCUACAAAGCCUCUGUGGACUGUUUCAUUCAAACUGCCUUUUGGUUUUAUCCAGUUUUUUUUCUUCAAGCACAUCAUGACCGCGGCGUCACAGUCCAAUUUUUUAAUUGCCACCAUUUUUAUGGACCACUCCAAUUUCCAUAAGAGUUAUCACUGCCAAAACAAGUUGACUGAUGAGCUUUCAGGGGAAGGCCAUGAAGAAUUACUGUCCAGUUGAGCAUAUCACCCAUGUUUUCUUGGACUAUCCUUGAUUCAUGAAUUUACAAACACGACGAAGUCCUCAAGGGAAGAGGAAAAGACAGAGCACCCAUACUUAACUAAACCUGAUUCAAAAAGGUUGACGCAUUGUGACCGUGUCAUAUCAUACAUACACUGUGAAUUGUAUGCAGUAAAACCAUUUUGGGACAUGUUUUCCUGCUUUGUCUUUGGGCCUUUGUUUACAGCCCGUUGUAAUCUCGUGGUGACUUUACUCUCCUCCAUGUAGUGUGUUAUUGUGCAUUGUAGUUAGGAGCAAGAGGGGAACAAAAAGCACUCAUAUUCUUAUAGAAAAGUGUCAAAGCUUCCUGUGCAAACUGAAGUGAAGCUGCCCCUUUACCGUGUAUCCCCAACCCAAAAUAGGUCUUACUAGUGAGGAUAGUACAGUAUAUGUAAAGUACAUAUGAUAUUUAUGCAUAAUGACAAAGCCCUAGACACCAUUUAUUUAUGUUAUAAUACUUGUAAAUUGUGACAGGAUGUGGCUGACCUCUUUCCCCUGUUGGCAUGUAGUUGAAGCCCCUAAUAGGGUGAAAUGUUGAGAAACAAAGGAAUGUCCAUUCUAUAAAUUACGUAUCUAUUAUUUGAAAGUCAUGUCAAUUCUGUGCAAUACAUUUCUAUCUGCAAUGCUUUGAACGUUUCGCACCAUUUGGAUAAGCCCUAGAUGAGUAACACAAUGAUAUGGAACAAAAAUAUAUUUAAGUAUGAACAUUCAUUUCUUGGGCCUAAAUCUAAAAUGUUACUUUGAGAGUAAGGGUGUUCUUUCUACCGGUUCCUACUGUUGUGGGAGGGAACGAUUUCAAAGUGAUAUAUUGGUCGGAAUACUCUUUCUUUAUAAGUUAAGGGUUUCUAGAGAUGCUAGUUAAACAUUAUUUGGCAUUCUUUGUUUAUAUCCUUUAAACGGUUCUGUCCCAUUUGUUGCCAAUUAUAUUUGAUGUUAAGUAUGAAGGAAAAAUAAGUUGACCAAAACAUGCAAGCUUUUUUGAAUGCUUUAAGAAAAUUAAAAGUUUGACUGUUUUGUUUUAA